Molecule: messenger RNA, 2636 nt
Organism: Gadus morhua (Atlantic cod)
Lineage: Eukaryota; Metazoa; Chordata; Actinopteri; Gadiformes; Gadidae
Product: caskin-2
Exons: 8
Molecular function (GO): protein binding
Source: RefSeq, a predicted model, not a curated record
CCAUGCACCCCAGCAGCAGGAUCAGCCCCUUGGACUGAUCUGUUUAUUUGCAGGAGCGCCACGCAGGCAAACUUUGAACCACCAGAGGGCGCCAGAGAAGGGCUUCACCCAGCAGUUUGUCCACCAACAGCAGCUACUGGCAAGGAUGCGGAGGCGAUCUACCUGUGGCUGAGGGAGUUCCAGUUGGAGCAGUACACGGGGAACUUCAUCAACUCUGGCUACGACGUUCCCACCAUCAGCAGGAUGACUCCCGAGGACCUGACGGCCAUCGGCGUCACCAAGCCAGGCCACCGGAAGAAGAUCUCCAUGGAGAUCGGCAACCUCAACAUCCCUGAUUGGCUGCCGGAGUACAUCCCAGCGGACCUUGGGGAGUGGCUAAGUGCCAUUGCUCUGCCUCAGUACCACAAGAAGCUGGCGGAAAAAGGCUACGACUCCAUCACCAUCGUCCAGGACCUGACCUGGGAGGACCUGCAGGAGAUAGGCAUCACCAAGCUGGGUCACCAGAAGAAGCUGAUGCUGGCGGUGAGGAAGCUGUGCGACGUCCACCGGUCCAGCCUGCAGGCCCAGUCCUCCAGCGCCCAGGGGACCCUGCACCGCCGCAAGACCCCCGGGGCCCUCCACCUGGUGGCCAUCGACCCCCCCGGGGACUGCCCCUCCCCCCACACCCCCUCCAUGCUCAGCUUCCAGGACAGCGAGCUGAGCGCCGAGCUGCAGAGCGCCAUGUGCAGCCGCUACGCCCCCGACGACGAGCGGCCGGCCCUCAGGGGCCUCUCCCAGAGCCAGGAGAGCAUCGACGCUCGCUCCCGGGGGUCCGGUCACUCCCAGGAGCCCCCCUCCGCCUCCGUCGGCAACCCCCACUGCCGCUCCCAGGAGAGCCUCGGGGGAGAGGGGGGCUCCAGUCUGGAGGGCAGCCCCGUCAGGGAGAGGAACGUCCCGGAGGGCUGGGACCCCCGCCCCAAGCACGCCCCUCUGGGCACCGCCACGGUCUUCAAGUACCCCCCCGUGCCGGCCAAGCCCAAGCCCUCCUCCCACAGCCCCUCCCCCCACGGCUCCCCGGUCCAGAGGGGCUUCAGCUACCUGCACGCCUCCUGCGGGACCACCCAGUUGGGCUCUCGAUCGCCCGCAAAGCCCCGGGACCCCUCGCUCUCCCUGACCCGGCCCCGGCGGCGCUACGCCCUGUCGGACGGCGAGCCGGACGACGAGGAGGAGGACGAGGAGGGGGGGUCCGCGCCCCACCACUCGGGUCACCUGGGCUCCUACGCCACGCUGACCCGCCGGCCCGGACGCAGCCAGCUGGCCCGUUGCCACAGCAGCCCCGAGAAGGAGGGCAGCCCCGUGGGGCGGAGCCAGUCGUUCGCCGUGCGCGCCCGCCGGAAGGGCCCGCCCCCGCCCCCGCCCAAGAGGCUGAGCUCCGUCAGCAGCACCCACAGCAUGGAGGAGGGCGGGGGGGCGGGGGGGGUCGUGACGGACAGCCCCGGCAGCGUGAGGAGCAUCGCCGCCUGCAUGGAGAGCACCUCGUCCUCGUCCUCCUGCUCCUCCUCCUGCUCCUCCUCCCCUGGGAAGAGGAGGCCGGCCCCCCCGGUCCCCAGCCUGGACCCCUUCCGGCGGGAGGACCCCCCGCGGCGGCGGGUCCAGAGCGAGUACCUCCCGGAGCCCGCCCCCGUCGGGGGGGCGGAGCCGGAGCGCGGGGUCAAGUCUGACUCUGAGGAGGAGGAGCCGGGGGCGGGGUCGUCGGGGGGGCGGGGCCAGGACGGCUCCGCCUCCCCGCAGAACAGCUCCAGCGAGUGCCUCCCCUUCGCCGAGGAGGGCAACCUGACCAUCAAGCAGCGGCCCAAGCUGGGGGGGCCGCCACGGGCUGACGCGGUGCUGGAGCCCCCCGACCUCCCCGAGUUCAACCUGAAGGAGUCGGACACCGUGAAGCGCCGACACAAGCCCAAGGGGGCGGAGGGGGGAGGGGACGGGGGCGGGGAGGGGGGAGGGGAGGGAGGCUCGCCCAACAGGGAGCACCGAGGGAGCGGACCCUCCCCCCAAAGCCAGGAGGAGGAGGAGGAGGAGGCCUGGAGGAUCUGCGAGACAAGGGUGGAGACCCCCGUCCUCCGACCCCCUCUGUCCCCAAAGCCCCCCGCCACCGCCCCGAAACCCAUCAGACACAGCCUGCUGGCCGCUCAGGCUGCAGCCAGCGCCCCGCCCCCGCUGGGCGUCACCCUCAACGCUGUCCAGAGUGUGGCGUUCACCUCCCCCCCGACACCCAGCCACGCCUCCCCCAGCACCCCCUACCCCAGCCACGCCUCCCCCAGCACCCUACACCCCAGCCUGCCUCCACCGCCGGGCAAGCUCCAGGUCUGCGUGGCAGGCCCGGGCCCCGGGCCCCUGGUGGUCCAGCAGAGGUUGGACCAGACCAGCUCCUCGCUGGAGGCUGCCCUGCAGGCGGUGGAGAGGAAGCUGACCCAGGAUGACGUCUCGGACGGCGGCGCCAACACAGUGAAGUCUGCCGGGACUAUCCUGGACGACAUCGGCAACAUGUUCGAUGACCUCGCCGACCAACUCGACGCCAUGUUGGACUGAGUCAGGAACCCUCGGGAACCCCUCAGGGGCCACAACUCAUUAUGUCAUCUAGACCCGGCGACUAGAACAAA